Molecule: messenger RNA, 1065 nt
Organism: Ylistrum balloti
Lineage: Eukaryota; Metazoa; Mollusca; Bivalvia; Pectinida; Pectinidae
Product: small nuclear ribonucleoprotein F
Exons: 4
Coding region: 69-335 (88 amino acids)
Biological process (GO): mRNA splicing, via spliceosome; spliceosomal snRNP assembly
Cellular component (GO): U1 snRNP; catalytic step 2 spliceosome
Molecular function (GO): RNA binding
Source: RefSeq, a predicted model, not a curated record
CGCAUGUCAUACGUUUAGACCACGCUUUUUGCGGCACGAAAUAAAGAAGGCUCUCCACAACAGCAAUCAUGACGUCAACACUGCCAAUGAACCCAAAGCCAUUCUUGAAUGGGCUUACAGGAAAACCAGUAAUGGUCAAGCUAAAGUGGGGUAUGGAAUACAAGGGCUAUCUGGUAUCAGUUGAUGGCUACAUGAAUUUACAGCUGGCAAAUACAGAAGAAUUUAUUGAUGGUGCACUUACAGGAAAUCUUGGUGAAGUGUUAAUAAGGUGUAAUAAUGUGCUCUACAUUAGAGGUGUUGAGGAAGAGGAUGAAGAAGGGGAAAUGAAGGACUAAAUAUUGAUACUUUUCUAAUCAUGUAUUGUUAACGGAGUGUACUCUCAGGUGCCAAGCAAGUAGACAAGUGCACCAUACAGACAAUGACUUCUGUAAAGAACUGGACUGAAAGCACAUGUUAUUUUAUCAGUGAUAUAAUAAUAAUGACAAGAAUUGUGUGUGCUGGAUCUAGAUAUAUGAUAGUAUUAUUCCACUGUGUAAUAAUCUUGUGGAUCCACAUAUUAUAUGAUGGUAUGUGUUAUUCCAUUGUCAUAAUGUACUAGAUCUGGGUAUAACAUAGCACAUGUUGAUCCAGGUGGUAUAAUAAUGUUCAUCAGAAUCAUGUGUUAAACAUUACCACAAACCAGUACAGGUUACCAGCUCAUUAUCUUGAAAAGAUGUUAAUAUUUUAUGUCUAAAAAUAUCUAGUUGACAAGAAUUUUGAUAUUAUCCAUAAUAUUACUACAUGUACUUGAAAUAUGUACAAACAUUUUUGUAAAAAUGAAAGCUAUAAUUGGAGACCACUAUUUCAUAAUUAGAAGGACUCAAAAAGGUGAAAAUAUUAAAUUCAUUAGGAAGGAGAUGAUUAGUAAUUUUCACCUUGUCAGUUGAAAGAAUGGGUUACCAUAAAAUAAUGUAGAUCUAAAUGUUGUUGUGUUAACUUCCAUCGAUUGUCACUUUCAUUACAUUUUUGUUACUUCAUUGUCAUUUUAUUUUGUCUUUUAAUGAAAAUAAAAAGUAACACUUUCAA